This is a messenger RNA of Lachancea fermentati, 1797 nucleotides long. NCBI's taxonomy places the organism in Eukaryota, Fungi, Ascomycota, Saccharomycetes, Saccharomycetales, Saccharomycetaceae. The record is from the annotation of a GenBank genome assembly.
AUGAGUAUUGGGCUUGGAGAAGCUAUAUAUGCUGCUUUAAAGCCAAUUUUGAAGAUUUACGUUAUUAUUUUUGUCGGUUAUUUGAUUGCAAGAUAUAAUAUCGUCACGGUUGAGACGAGCAGAGGCAUCUCCAACAUGGUAGUAAACGCUAUUCUGCCGUGCCUGACCUUCAAUAAAAUAGUGGGUAAUAUCUCUGACAAGGAUAUCAAGGAAGUUGGUGUCAUAGUCCUAACGGCAAUGAUGAUUUUUGUGACUGGUGGCUUGGCUGCAUACUUAACUAAAUGGGCAACUAAUGCACCUAAGAGUUGGUACUGGGGGCUCCUAUUUGCGGGAAUAUUUCCAAACAUUUCUGAUCUACCUAUUGCCUAUGUGCAGAGCAUGAGUAACGGUUCUAUCUUCACCUCAGACCAAGUUGACAGAGGUGUUGCUUACUGCUGCAUUUUCCUGGCAACUCAGAGUUUCUUAAUGAUGAAUUUUGGAAUGUUCAGGCUUGUCGGUCUUGAUUUCAGGCAGAAAAAACAGGAUGAAGAGGACCACCCGGAAUCCGUACAAUCUUUUUCCCCUCCAGAGAAAAAGCAUGAAAUUUCCUCCUCUCAAAAUGAUAAUUUAUAUCAUUCGGAACAAGAAAUCAAACUAUCAAAUGCUGGUGCUCCUCAUGGAGAGGACCAGAAUAGCUUACAGUCAUCUUUGAGUGAGAGCAAUGUGGAUGAUGAUAACAAUCAGCAGGGGCCAGUCCCCUUUCGCCAAAAUUCAGUUAAAUCAUUUAUGAUGAACGAGGACUUUACUUCUCAGCAUUCAAUAAACUCUCAAGACUCCUUCACCGGCAGUUCGUCCUUACAGCAUAUUCACACCCUUCCCUCAAUUUCAAAUUCCCUUGCAAGAAGCAACUCUCUAAAAUCUAAUCGAAGGAGAUCUAGUUCAACGAACACAAGAAGGUUUCGCCACAGAGCUAAUUCUCAAAACGUCGAUGAUGUUAUUAACGAAUAUAGCGCAGUUAGUCGCAUCAGAACUGGAGAAAUAGAUUUGUCAAGACCCUUAUCAUUAACGCAAGAGGUGGGGACUGGAAAUGCCUCAAUGGGCGGCGAUCAAGACGAGGAAGAUGAAGAAGAAGAUCAAGAAUUAGAGGAAGUAAACAUGGGAAAGGUAUCAAGAGUUUCAACCAGAAGAUCAGUCAGCCAAAAAAAAUCAAAGUUUUCACAGUUUAUUCAAAAAUACAAACUGGGGUGGUUUCUUUAUAUACUGAUCAAUUUCGUAAGACCGGCCUCUUUGGGAGCUCUCCUAGGAAUCAUAUGCUGCAUGAUUCCUUGGGUUAAAGCAUUAUUUGUGCAUACUGAUGUCCAUAUGCAUCAGGCACCGGACGGGCAACCGGUCUUGAGCUUCUUGAUGGACUUUACGAGUUAUAUCGGCAAUGCGUGCGUACCAUUAGGACUUCUGUUGCUGGGUGGGACUUUGGCUCGUUUAAAAAUAAAGGUUUUACCGAAGGGGUUUUGGAAAACAACAGUUAUGAUGACAGUAUUCAGAUUGAUGGUGUUGCCUAUCAUAGGAGUAGCGUGGGCAAACAAAAUUUAUGAACUGAACUGGCUUGAAAAUGAGGUAGCCAAAUUCAUCACUAUAUUAACAUGGUCAAUGCCCAGUGCAACUGCUCAAAUAUAUUUCACUGCAUUUUAUACUCCAUUAGAAGGUGAUCAUUUGCAAAUGGAUUGCCUUUCCGUUUUCUUCCUAGCCCAAUACCUGGUUCUCUUUAUUACAUUAUCGUUUGUUAUGAGCUACACUUUAAAGGUAGAUUUAAAGGUCUGA